GUCUGAUUCACGCCAUCCAUUCGAGCUUCCACACGACACACAUGUCCACAUAGGCAGCCCAAAUCGCAACACCAACCUUGCUGUGGGGAUAUCACAACUGCCGCGUCUCCUAACGCCGGCGUCCGCGACCGUGCCGCGACCUCCCGCCUCGCAUCCUUUCUUCCUCGACCAUGAUAUAGCAUCACCAGGCUGCGCGUGACCCGACGUCGCCUCUGCCGCCAUGUCGGCCAACGCCUCAAACUCGCUCUCGCAGUAUCUCGAGCAGCUGCGGGGCACAACCUUCCAGCGCCUCUACCAGCAGCCCUCCACCGUCUUCGCCAUCUUCCGUCGCAUGCUUCCUCAUCUCGCCAAGACGAUUGUCAUGGCAAUUCUGUACAUGCCGGCGCCAUUCCUACUUUCUGACCUCGAAAUCUGGAUCAGGCCCUCGGCGAAACGAGAAAAAGAUCAGGCCAUAUCAGCGCUACGAACCCUCCACAUAAUAUCACGAGACACACCACAUCACAUCACCCUCUCUCCAAACUUCCGAAACAGCCUGCGACUGGCCCUCGAGGGCGGUGGCGACCACAACUCGUUCGGCGUCCCCUCAACACAACCGGUGCCACCCGAGAUCGACAUCGCAUUUCUAGACAAAUACGCGCGGCGGAAAUGGGACGACAUAUUACACUUCGUAGUCAACAGUGUCGGCUCCGGCGGCGGAGGUCGAGGCUCGACAGGGCCCAAGCAGUCUGUCAAGGACCUCCUGUUGAACGGAAACCUGGUGGAGCAGAAGCCCGGCGCAAGCGUCAACAUCACACAGGAGGGCUUCACUUUCCUGCUGCAGGAGGCGAAUGCACAAGUCUGGACACUGUUGCUGCUAUGGCUCACUGCUGUCGACCGCGCGAAUGACCAUGCUAAGAAGAAGGCAGGCGCCGACAGCAUCGGCCUGGAAGGGCCCGACAUGCUGUCAUUCUUCUUCCUGCUCUCGUCCUUGGAACUGGGGAGGGCAUACAGCACCGCUGCGCUGACCCCGGCACGGCGAGAUCUCCUGCCGAAUCUCGCAGACUUUGGGCUCAUCUACAUCCCCCACGGCAACCCGUCCCAGUUCUUCCCGACCCGGCUCGCCACGACCCUGACGAGCAGCGAGACGAGCUUGCGCUCCGUCAGCGCAGGCUUCGCAGCGGCCACGGCAGGCGGCGGCAGCAGCAGCAAGAAGAGCAGCGGAGCCAGCGGGGGUGCCAACGGCGGUGACAGCCCGGCGCCCGGGCUGGGCGAGUCCCAAGACCGCAACGCCAUCAUCCUCGAGACCAACUUCCGGCUGUACGCGUACAUCCAGUCGCCGCUGCAGAUCGCCGUCCUGGCGCUCUUCUCGGACCUCAAGUUCCGCUUCAAGGGCCUCGUCUCGGGCCACCUGACGCGGGGCAGCGUGCGGAGGGCGGUCGACAUGGGCAUCACGGCCGACCAGAUCAUCAGCUACCUGGCGACGCACGCGCACGAGCAGAUGCACCGCGUGUCGGCGACCAACAACAAGCCCCUCCUCCCGCCCGUCGUGGUCGACCAGAUCCGCCUGUGGCAGCUCGACACGGAGCGCAUGCUCACCACCACGGGCUACCUGUUCAAGGACUUUGACAACUACAAGGACUACCUCGAGAUCUGCAACUUUGCCGACGACAUUGGCGUCGUGUCUUGGCGCAACGACAAGCGCGGCGUCUUCUUUGCCAACAAGACUGACCAGAUUAAGGAUUUCAUGAAGGCCAGGAAGAAGGUCAAGGCCGAGGAACAGGGCGGCGGCGGCGGCGGCGGUGCCAAUGGAGCGUGAGUGGUAAGGGAACGGGGAAUGGGGGGUUGGACUUUGACGUAAGGGAAAAUUCACGCAUGAAAAAAUCACUGCUGCCCAGGUGGUGGUGGUGGUGGUGGCGGUGCCGAUCGAACGUAGAGAGGAUUCGUCGUCAGACUCCUGGCUGACUGUGAGAUCCCUCUCAGUGUCAAAUAGACAGAAACCUGAGGGUCAAGCUGGGCUGAAAGCUCAUCGGUGGUAUGCACAAUCUGGCAACCUUGCCUUAGGCUUGGUUCAAUGAGAACCAAUCCACCGGAUGCCGGCCUUAGAAACAAAAAAGAAAGUAUCACACUUCACAUUGACCUCGUCCACGACUU
Molecule: messenger RNA, 2130 nt
Organism: Microdochium trichocladiopsis
Lineage: Eukaryota; Fungi; Ascomycota; Sordariomycetes; Xylariales; Microdochiaceae
Product: transcription factor tfb2-like protein
Exons: 2
Coding region: 221-1795 (524 amino acids)
Biological process (GO): nucleotide-excision repair
Cellular component (GO): transcription factor TFIIH core complex; transcription factor TFIIH holo complex
Molecular function (GO): ATPase activator activity; double-stranded DNA binding
Source: RefSeq, a predicted model, not a curated record